This is a messenger RNA of Neurospora tetraspora, 2026 nucleotides long. RefSeq lists its product as uncharacterized. Lineage: Eukaryota; Fungi; Ascomycota; Sordariomycetes; Sordariales; Sordariaceae. The record is from RefSeq and is a predicted model, not a curated record. The coding region runs from base 1 to 1980 and encodes 659 amino acids. The transcript is spliced from 2 exons.
AUGGCUUUUGCCGCUUAUCAACCAGACGAGGAGAACGCUCCACCCCCGUCAGCAGCGAUGAACAAGGUCAAUGGCCGCGCGCUCGAAAGCGGCGUCACAAUCUCACCUGAGGCCGACAAGGAGUUGGAGGGAGACGACACCACCGACUCCGAUCCCGAAGACCCUGUCGUUGACGAUGAUUCUGAUGCUUUCGACUUGGACGACACUACCGACUAUGAUUCCGAAGACCCCGUUGACGAUGAGAAUGAAAUCGUCACGCAAAGAGACCCGGAGUCACGAUUCAUCCUCAAGGCAUAUGGGUGCUACUGUGCCUAUGCGGGUGGGCGAAAGCUGCAAGUGGCCAAAGCAUUGCCGGACACCACGUCGCUCUUCGACACCGUCACCAACCUAGGGCUCCAAUGGGCGCCAGGUUUCCUGGACAUGCUCGACGCCCCGCAUGCACCGACUUCAGAUGCUUUAGCAUCUCUACCAGAUUUCUCCCGCGACCAAGGCCUCAUAUGGUCUAUCUAUAUGCUGUUAUUGGAGAAGAAGGAUGCACCGACAAUGGUGUAUAUCGGGAGUGGGACGCACAGAGGAACGGGCACUCUUCACAGACUCCAGCAAUACGAUGACGGGGAAGCCUUGUCAAGGCACACGGGCGAAGCCAUCGACAAUGGCUAUCGCAUCACGCGCAAGAGGAUUUUAGUCAAAGCACCACGCCCAACCAAAGCCUCUCUCCAGCUACCUAGCCGUGCCCUGUUUUUGAUUCUGGAGACUACGAUUACGUAUGCAUUAUGUGCAUAUAAAGACCGUAGCCAGACGAACGCUAUCCUUACGAAUACCUCGUGGGUCCCCUUGUAUGAAGGUUUAUGCUCACGCGAAGCAUGGACAGAGGGGUUAAGAAUGGCCACAUGCUUUGACCCAACCAUGUCCAAAGAUCAACUUGAUGCCGCCCAGCGUCAAUUGGAGAAAGACCAGAGGGAAUCGAAAACACAGCGGAGCAAGAUGAAAAGGGACAACUGGACGCCGGAACAGAGAGCCGCAGAUAAUGCAGCAGUACGGGCCAAGAAUGCCUGGAUCAAAGCAAACGACCCGGAGAGAUACGCGCAGGAACGGGCUAAGGGCAAGUUACGGCCAUCGGCGGACAAGAAGAGGCGGAAAGAGCUAGAAAGGGCGAGAAACGAGAGGAAAGGUCCCGAGAGGGUGGCCGAGGAGAGAACCAACAAGAACGCGAAAAAUAGGGCUCGGAGAGUCAUCAAAAAGCAGGAGCUCGAGGCAGAUCCCGAGAAGGAGGCCGAGGAGAAAGCUAAGGCGGCCGCGCAACAUAAGGCUUGGUACGUCAACAGAAAGAAGGAGCUUGAGCAAGAUCCCGAUAAGCUGGCUGAAUUCAGAGCCAAGAAGGCCGCGCAAGAGAGGGUUUACAUAGCCAACAAUCCCGACAAGAUGGCUGAAAAAAGAGCCAGGAAGAAGCAGAAGCUUGAGGCAGAUCCCGAAAAGCAGGCCGAGGAGAAAGCCAAGCAGGCCGCGUACGAUAAGGCUUCCUACGUUAAGAGAAAGCAGGAGCGUGAGGAAGAUCCCGAGAAGCAGGUUGAAUACAAAGCCAAGAGGGCUGAAAAAAGAACCAGGAAGAAGCAGAAGCUUGAGGCAGAUCCCGAGAAGCAGGCCGAGGAGAAAGCCAAGCAGGCCGCGUACAGUAAGGCUUCCUACGUCAAGAGAAAGCAGAAGCGUGAGGAAGAUCCCGAGGAGGAGGACGCCGAGGACAAAGCCAAGAAGGCCGCGUACCAAAAGGCCUACAGAACCAAACAAAAGCAAGAGCGUGAGGCAGAUCCCGACAAGCUGGCUGAAUACAGAGCUAAGCAGGCCGCGGACAGUAAGGCUUACAGAGCCAAACUCAAGCAGGAGUUUGAGGCAGAUCCCGAGAAGGAGGCUGAGUACAAAGCCAAGAAGGCCGCGAUUGAUAAGGCUUACAAAGACAAACUCAAGCAGAAGAAGGAUGCAUGAAGAUAGGAUGAUGGAUGGAAUCAGUGUUAACGCAAGACUUGAUGAG